CGCCACAGCAGAUCUCGCGGUAGGUGUGUGUGUUGGUUCGGUGCUCGGCGUACCAUUUGCUGCGGUCGUGCGUGCGGUCACACGGGUUCACGCGUCCGCUUUUGUCGUUGCAUUUCCGUCGGCUUUUUUUUUGGUGACUGGUGCGUUGCUGGUGGUUUAUUGGGUGGCGGCGACGGGACACGCGUAUUAAGCUCUAUUAUGGAUCAGUCAACCCAAGUCAAUUUCCCCAUCGUCACAAAGAACCAGUACAGGAAAAUGAAGAGGCACAACACCUCAGCAGAUUUGUAUGGAAACCAUCCCAGGAACAUUUCGUUCUCAACUUCACUGAACCACAUAAAGUCGAUGCCCUAUCCACCGCAACGGCCCAAAUCCUUAAACAUGUCCAUGGACAACGUGAACAAAACAAAAGUGAUAUUCACAUCAGAGUCCCCAAUAUUGAGAUUAUCAGCCCCAAGUGAGCUUCACCUUGGUUCCAUAUCCAGAGAAAGGACGCCACCCUUCUCCUGCAACUCCAGCAUCAUCUCGAAUGGAGGCUUCAAACCCCCACCUUACGUCCCACCGAAGCUGAAGCACAUGACCCAGGACGACGAGAGCACAGCAUCCGGUUCCAAGUGCUGUUGCAGGUGUGACAUGGAGACGGGCCACUACAAGCGCAGCGCCUCCAACAUGUCCACCUCCAACACACCCGAAGGACUGUCGUGGAGGAGGCUGCACAUGUCCAGGGCGAAGCUGAAGGCCACAGCCACCACGUCCGAGCUUCUAUCGGGCUUCGCCAUGAUCGCCAUGGUUGAGCUGCAAAUAAACGAGCCCACCAGCGUGCCAGAAUGGCUGUUCGUGAUGUUCGCCGUCUGCACCACGGUCCUGGUGGCGGUUCACAUAUUCGCCCUGAUGAUAUCCACCUACAUCCUCCCCAACAUCGAGGCGAUAGCCAAGCUGGAGAUAUGCGAGAUGGUGGACGAGAGCCCCCAUGAAAGGAUGCGUGGCUUCAUCGAAUUGGCUUGGGCUUUCUCUACAGUUUUAGGUUUGUUCCUGUUUCUGAUAGAGGUGGCCAUUUUGUGUUGGGUGAAGUUCUGGGAUUAUUCGUUCACCGCAGCUAUUGCAGCUACUGUUAUAGUCAUACCUGUGCUUAUUACCUUCGUCCUUUUCGCCGUCCACUUCUACCACUCAUUGGUGGUUUACAAAUGUGAUAGUUCCAUAAGCGACAUGGAGAAGCUGGAGGAUAUGAAGAAGCAGCUUGAUGAAGUGUCGAAUCCUGUUUGAAAUUGGUGCUCAAACGAUUUAUAUGUAGAUGUUAGGAUAGAAUCAUAGAGAAGCAACAAAGAUAGAGGCUGUAUUAACAUAAAUAACAGACUCGUCAAGAAUAUGUCAAACUGCUUUUGUUGACUAUUGUUGAUUGGUGCAAUGUUAUUGAAUUUGUAUUUUGUAGAGUUAAUCCGAAUUUUUGUGCAAUUUAUUGUUGUGCAACUGUGAGAAUUCCUUCUUUGGGGGGAGUAAUUGUGAUACUUAAAAUUAUAAGUUUUAUUUAUAUGAAAGUAUUGUAGAUAAGUACUGUUGUAAUGCAAAAUUUAUUAAUAAAUAUUAAUAAAAUGUUGUUCUCCUUAA
Aethina tumida (small hive beetle) is the source of this 1602-nucleotide messenger RNA. RefSeq names its product calcium release-activated calcium channel protein 1. The record is from RefSeq and is a predicted model, not a curated record. Gene Ontology annotation, cellular component: membrane. Lineage: Eukaryota; Metazoa; Arthropoda; Insecta; Coleoptera; Nitidulidae. Gene Ontology annotation, molecular function: store-operated calcium channel activity. Gene Ontology annotation, biological process: store-operated calcium entry. The coding region runs from base 199 to 1260 and encodes 353 amino acids. The transcript has 6 exons.